Messenger RNA from Pleuronectes platessa (European plaice), 1078 nucleotides. RefSeq names its product bystin-like (gene bysl). Gene Ontology annotation, molecular function: snoRNA binding. The record is from RefSeq and is a predicted model, not a curated record. Gene Ontology annotation, biological process: rRNA processing. Gene Ontology annotation, cellular component: cytoplasm; preribosome, small subunit precursor; nucleolus. NCBI's taxonomy places the organism in Eukaryota, Metazoa, Chordata, Actinopteri, Pleuronectiformes, Pleuronectidae.
AUGGAGUUUCGUAAAUUACCAAAGGCUUUUAAAAUAAUCCCCGCGCUGGCCAACUGGGAGCAGGUUCUAUAUUGACUGAGCCUAACCUGGACAGCAGCUGCCAUGUAUCAGGCAACAAGAAUCUUCUCCUCGAAUCUGAAAGAACGAAUGGCCCAGAGAUUUUUUAACUUGGUGCUGCUGCCCAGAGUUCGAGAUGAUAUCGCAGAGUAUAAGAAACUCAACUUCCAUCUGUACAGUGCCCUGAAGAAAGCCCUGUUCACAGGAGCCUGGUUCAAAGGUAUUCUGAUUCCUCUGUGUGAAUCUGGGACAUGUACUCUGAGGGAAGCCAUCAUCAUCGGCAGCAUACUCACAAAGUGCUCAGUCCCUGUGCUCCACUCCAGCGCUGCAAUGCUUAAAUUGGCAGAGAUGGAGUAUAACGGCGCCAACAGCAUUUUCCUGCGCCUGUUGCUUGACAAGAAAUACGCCCUGCCUUUCCGUGUCCUAGACGCCUUGGUGGCCCACUUCCUGUCCUUCCGCAGUGAGAAACGUUUGCUUCCUGUUCUGUGGCAUCAGAGUUUACUCACGAUGGCUCAGCGCUACAAGGCUGACCUGGCCUAUGAACAGAAGACAGCACUGCUGGAGCUGCUUAAGAUACAAAUACACCCUCAGGUCACCACAGAGAUUCGCAGAGAACUGCAAAACUCAGAGUCGAGGGAUGUCGAGAUCGGGCUUCCUGUUACAGUGGAAAUGGAUUGAGGAUUUAGCCCAGUCGGAUGCAUACUCCUCCUCUUCCUCUGAUGCAAAUGAUUCAUGUUUUCUUCAGCAUGGAGACAGAUUUAUUAAAUCUGACUUCAUCGAUCAUUCUGUUUUGUGAAAGGACAGUUUUUCUAAAGUGUGAUUCAUUACUUUGUAUCAGAGCUUUAGUAAGGUUCCUCUACUCGGAUGAGAUCACCCAGUUAAAAAUGCACGUCAGCAGUGACGUCAUUUCAGGAAUCUGUUCCAGUGAAGUCAUUGCCUGGAAAUACAAAGACUGGUAUUUGUGUACAUUUAAUGAAGUUUGUUGAAAAUAUUUGGAUUAAAAACCAAACUGAAACCUUCA